Strigops habroptila (Kakapo) is the source of this 4184-nucleotide messenger RNA. RefSeq names its product treacle ribosome biogenesis factor 1 (gene TCOF1). The record is from RefSeq and is a predicted model, not a curated record. Gene Ontology annotation, molecular function: protein binding. NCBI's taxonomy places the organism in Eukaryota, Metazoa, Chordata, Aves, Psittaciformes, Psittacidae.
GGAAGCGGCUGUGACGCGGGGUGGCGGCGCGGCACCCGCAGGCCGCGCCAUGGCGGCGGACAGGCGCGGGGACCGGGAGCUGCUCGCCCUCAUCCACCAGCACUUGCUCCGCGGAGGGUUCUCCCGGGCGGCCCGAGAGCUGCAGGCGCAGACCGGGCAGAAGCUGCUCCCGUCCCUCUCGGCUUCUCUCGAGGAUAUCUUUACCCACUGGGAAAAAACUCCCUCGAAUUCCAGGAGAAGAAAGGUGAGUGAUGAUGAGGAAGCCAUCCCAGAAAAGAUCAGAGUUCCUGAUCCCAUGAGCAGCUCUGAGAGCUCAGAGAAAGAAGAGGAUGAGAAAGAGAAGGCAAAAGCUGCAAAUGCAGUCAGCCUUCCUCUGGCCACCAACUCGGUGGUGAAUGUAGAAAGCAGUGAAGAGGAUGACUCCUCAUCAGAAGAGGAGACACCAGCUGGAAAAGGUGCAGUUGUGGUGACACCAGCUGCGGUGAGUGGCAAAGCUGCCACCAACUCCCUGCACUCUCCAAACAAACCCACUGUCCCGGCAGGCAAAGCAACCGUGCCCUCUGCUGCAAACAGAACUGUGGUUUCAAACAAGCAGCAGCCCAAUGCACCAACUGCAGCUGCACCUCCAGCCAAGGCUGGGCAGAAACUGCCUGGUCCUGGGAAGCCCGGACACGCCGCGACAGCCACGACCAAAGUAGGUCAAAGCAAAGCACCAGUAACGACCAAAGCACCACAAAGCUCCAGCAGCAGCGGCAGCAGCUCCUCAUCAGAGAGUGAGGAGGAAAAAGAGACACUGGCUGUGAAGGGUCCAGCCCCCAGAGUGGAGGUGAAGCAGGCAGCUGGGGCUGCUGAGAGCAGCAGUGAGGAAUCAAGUGAUGAGACGUCCUCUGAAGAGGAGCUUGCAACUCCAGUGGUCCAGGCAAAAGCAGCUGUGAAAACAGUGCCGGUUAACGCAGCGCCUGUGAAAAGCGCACCUGUAACUCCUGUGCCCCUCAGGAGGAAUGCAGUGAGGCAAACAGCAGUGACACCGACCCAGGCCAAACCUGCAGCCACAACGGUUCCUACAACGGUUCCUGGAGCCACAAAGCCCAAUGACACAUCAGAGAGCAGCGACUCAUCGGACAGUGAAGAUGAGGAACUUCCAUCAGUAACCCAAACAAAACCACCUCCAAAAUCCUCCCAGGCCGUCCCACCUCCAGUGAAACCUACACCAGCACCAUCGCUCUCCGGCAAAGCAACUCCAGCAAAAACACCUCCACUCUCCCAAGGGAAGCCAGCACCAAAGCCAGCAGUGCCAAAGCAGGCCAAAACCACACUGGGAAGGACUGCUGCUCCCACAAAGCCUGCUGAAAGUGCAAAGCCAGUGGAGAGCUCUGACUCCUCGGGCAGCGAAGAGGAGGAUCAUCCUGUGCCUGUCAGCCAGAAGAGGUUAACAGAACAGCCUGCCCCCGGUCCCAGCCUGAGCCAGGCUGCUAAAGCAGUGGGAAGCACCUUGAAAAGCCAGGCCUCGGGAAGUGGGAGCAGUGACUCUUCUGAGAGUGAAGAGGAGUCCCCUGCGGCACCGACACAGCCUCUGCAAGCUGUGAAAACCAACGCUGUGCCCCAACCAGCAAGUGUAAAGAAGGCGCCGGCUCCAGCAGCAGCCUCAGUCCCUCCACCUGCGGAGAGCAGCGAUGAUUCCAGCGAGGAGUCAGAUUCAGAGGAGGAAAUAGUCCCCCCUUCUCAGAUUCUGUCCCAGCAGAACAUCAAAGCAGCCCAGGUUUUGAGCGCAGUGGCUGCUAAGGCUAAUGCCACGCUGCCUCCAGAGAAGGGGAUAAAAGCCCCUGCUGCUCCUCCAGUUAUCAGCGUGUCCGAGAGCUCAAGUAGCGAUUCCUCAGAUCAAGAGGUGGAGGCAGAAAAGGUCCCCACUGCUUCUAGCCUAAAGCAAACGGUUCCUGUGGGAAAAGCUCCCCCAGGCAGCGCUGCCACGCCACAGGCUGCUCCGCUCCUGGGCAGCCCCACGGGCACGUCAAGGAAGCCAGGCCCGCAGGCAGCGCAGGACACCCGCCUGAACCAGGCUGUGCCGCCCGCCCAGGCAGAGGAGGCCACAGACAGCGGCGGUUCCUCGGACAGCAACGACGAGGAGGCACCCAAGCAGCCCCCCAAACCUGGCUCACUGCAGAAACCAGGAGGAACCCAGGCAGCCCACAGCUCCUCCUCAGAGUCCAGUGAGGAGGAGGAGGCAGCAGCAUCACAGUCCCUCCUCACAGGCUAUUCGGGCCCCUCCAGGACCCCAACAACACCCCAGACACCAAAGACUGUUCCCCUCCAGGCUGUGGGCAAAGCAGGGCAAGGGAAAGCAGCCGUGACUGCUGCAAACUCCCUCGCCAAGGCCCCUGUGAAAGCAGCCCCGGCCGACAGCUCCAGCAGCGACAGCAGUGACUCUGACACAGACGUGGACCCGGUGGCUACAAACCACAAAGCAGAGAACAACCCUCCUCCUCCAGGGCAGGAAGCCCACAGGAGCCCUCCAACAAAGAGAAGGUGGCAGGAAAAAUGGAGCCAGGUCAUGGCCAGCCUCAAGCCUUCCCCAGUCAAGAAAGCCCUGGCUGUGAAAGAGAAUGAUGUUGGGGGCAAAAGCUGCACAAAUGACCCCAGCAUCACGGCACUGUUGACCGUCCCACAAUCAGAGGAGUCAAGCUUGGGGAGUGAAACUGAGACCAGGGCCAAAGUUCCUCCAGUGCAAAAACCAGUGGAAGGGCUGGAAGGGAAGAAGAAGAAGAAAAAGGAGAAAAAAGAAAAGAAGGAAAGGAAGAAACCUUCCGCAGCAGCAGACAAGGCUGUGAAAGCAUCGAAGAGCAAAGACAAAGAGAACAAGAAACAGAAAAUGUCUCAGAAGCGGAAACAUCCGGGAGAGGAUGGGGCCGUGGGGCAGCCAAGGAGAAGAAGCGGAAAGUGCAAGCUAAUGAAGAAGUACCCAAAAAGAAAAAAGAAGAAAGCAGCUGGAGAGCUGGAGAAGCUGCCAGGCAGCAAGGAAAAGAAAAAAGCAGCUAAAAAAAAAAAGACUGGCAAAGAAAAGAAGAAGAGCAAAAAGGUGACUUCUGAAGGGGAUCCUGUAGCAGAUGGCUCUGCUGAGGUUCACAAGAAGAAGAAGAAGAAGAAAGCGGCUGAGCCUGAAGGAUUGCGAGAAGGUACAUGGCCUGUGGGGACUGUCAGUACCUCUGAACAGCAGUAACCUUGGCCCAGGCUUGGGAAGACAAUGCGCCCUCUGAAUGCUCACUGGGGCAGCCUGGCCUUGGGUCAGAGGGCCAGGGAGUGGAGCGAUGUAAGGAAAGUCACACAGCAGCGUGCUGGCUUCUCGGGAUGUGUUUGACCUCAACUCUUUAGCUGCUGAGAACUGGAUGUCCAGCCUGGACCUUGCUGUCCUCUGUCAGCAGCAGAGAUCAGCGGCCUCUGGCAAUGUCUGUCUGUCCCUGCUGAGCACAGGGAGCUUGGAAAAGUAAUGUGGAAUAGAUGGUGGUGUUGUAGGCGCCUGGAAGUGGACCAGAUGACUCUGCCCUCGCUCUGCUCAGCUGUAAGGCUGUUCUCCUCCUCCCCAUCCCUAACUCUUUAACUCCUCUCCCCAAAGGUACCGCAUCCCUGUGAUUAAGGAUUUAUGGGUGAAGAUCACACAGCAGAGAGGAAAAGGAAGCUCAUCAGGAGAAUUCCAGCCUAUUUUUUUUUUUUUUUUCUUUUUUCCUUUUAAUAAUAAUUUAUAACUUCUUUUAACUGUGACUGUUAGAGCAGAGCACUGUAACUUUCUGCCUCCUCCUGCCCUGCUCUGGGGCCCAGAGACUUCUUUAUUGCCCCUCACUCACGAUGGCUCGCCUGUUGCACAAGAACUGAACCCAAGGAGGCAGUUUGACCAGAGCAGAGCCAGCUUGCAGAAACUGCUUUCCUUCCUCAUCACAGAGCUAUAUUUUUAAGAGAAACUUCUACCUUUUUCCGUUCUUUUCCUCUCCCCUCCUGUGAUUUGUGGUGUCAGUCCUUUUGCUACUAUGGAAGAGAGCUCUUGGGUUUACUUUUUAUUCCAACACUGAUGGUUGUUGUGUCCCUGGAGUUGCACUGAGCAGCUGUGUCCAGCAGUUGCUCUUGGCUGAGACGGUGUCAUUUUCUGUGGGGUUGUUGGUUUUUUUAUGGAAUACAAAAUAAAGAAAACCAGGAGA